This is a messenger RNA of Bursaphelenchus okinawaensis, 301 nucleotides long. The record is from the annotation of a GenBank genome assembly. NCBI's taxonomy places the organism in Eukaryota, Metazoa, Nematoda, Chromadorea, Rhabditida, Aphelenchoididae.
AUGAAUCAUGUAGACGUGUUGAAGAAGAUUGCUGAAGGUGAUCAAGAGACUCUAGACAGUUUGCCUGUAAGUAGAAUUUAAAAACAUUUUUCUCUACCCUACCAUACUUUGUUACAACAUACGUAUAUAAAUAUAACAAUGAUGAUUUCAGGAACUGUGUAAGCAGAUUCGGAUGCAUCCAAAUGCUUGUAGUAAUCUUGGGCACGUUGACUCGAUAAAACGUGCCAUUCAUUUCACACAACAUCGAACACGACACGCCGCAGACAUGUUCUGCAUUGCCACUUCAUUUUGUACGGGUUAA